GCCGAGGAGAAGCGCCGCGCCCACCAGAAGGAGUUGGCCACCCAACUCAACGAGGAGGCCCGCCGGCGCCUGACCGAGCAGAAGGGCGAGCAGCAGAUCCAAAAGGCGCGGAAGUCCAACAUCUCCUACAAGAACCCGGCGUUGAUGCCCAAGGAGCCGCACAUCCGCGAGAUGAAGAUUUACAUCGACAAGAAGUACGAGACGGUCAUCAUGCCCGUCUUCGGCAUCGCCACCCCCUUCCACAUCGCCACCAUCAAGAACAUCAGCAUGUCGGUGGAAGGCGACUACACCUACCUCCGCAUCAACUUCUACUGCCCAGGCAGCGCCUUGGGGCGCAACGAGGGCAACAUCUUCCCCAACCCCGAGGCCACCUUCGUCAAGGAGAUCACCUACCGCGCCUCCAACAUGAAGACCCCGGGCGAGCAGACGGUCCCGGCCCUCAACCUCCAGAAUGCUUUUCGCAUCAUCAAGGAGGUCCAGAAGCGCUACAAGACCCGAGAAGCUGAGGAGAAGGAGAAGGAGGGCAUCGUCAAACAAGACUCCUUGGUCAUCAACCUCAACAGGAGCAACCCCAAGUUGAAGGACCUCUACAUCAGGCCCAACAUCGCCCAGAAGAGGAUGCAGGGCUCGCUGGAGGCCCACGUCAACGGCUUCCGCUUCACCUCAGUGCGGGGCGACAAGGUGGACAUCCUCUACAACAACAUCAAACACGCCGUCUUCCAGCCCUGUGACGGCGAGAUGAUCAUCGUUCUCCACUUCCACCUCAAGAACGCCAUCAUGUUCGGGAAGAAGCGCCACACGGACGUGCAGUUCUACACGGAGGUGGGCGAGAUCACCACGGACCUGGGCAAGCACCAGCACAUGCACGACCGCGACGACCUCUACGCCGAGCAGAUGGAGCGGGAGAUGCGGCACAAGCUCAAGACGGCCUUCAAGAACUUCAUCGAGAAGGUGGAAGGUCUCACCAAGGAGGAGCUGGAGUUCGAGGUGCCCUUCCGGGAGCUGGGCUUCAACGGCGCCCCGUACCGCAGCACCUGCCUUCUCCAACCCACCAGCAGCGCCUUGGUCAACUGCACCGAGUGGCCGCCCUUCGUGGUCACCCUGGACGAGGUGGAGCUCAUCCACUUCGAGCGGGUCCAGUUCCACCUCAAGAACUUCGACAUGGUCAUCGUCUACAAGGACUACAGCAAGAAGGUCACCAUGAUCAACGCCAUCCCCGUCGCCUCCCUCGACCCAAUCAAAGAGUGGCUCAA
This is a messenger RNA of Tauraco erythrolophus (red-crested turaco), 1253 nucleotides long. NCBI's taxonomy places the organism in Eukaryota, Metazoa, Chordata, Aves, Musophagiformes, Musophagidae. The record is from RefSeq and is a predicted model, not a curated record.